Elephantulus edwardii (Cape elephant shrew) is the source of this 786-nucleotide messenger RNA. Its product is annotated as 40S ribosomal protein S4-like. The record is from RefSeq and is a predicted model, not a curated record. Gene Ontology annotation, molecular function: structural constituent of ribosome; RNA binding. The transcript has a single exon. Gene Ontology annotation, biological process: translation. Bases 1 to 786 code for a protein of 261 amino acids. Gene Ontology annotation, cellular component: cytosolic small ribosomal subunit; ribosome. Lineage: Eukaryota; Metazoa; Chordata; Mammalia; Macroscelidea; Macroscelididae.
AUGGCCCGAGGUCCCAAGAAACACUUAAAGAGAGUUACAGCGCCUAAGCAUUGGAUGCUCGACAAGCUAACAGGAGUUUUUGUACCUCAUCCAUCAGCGGGUCCCCACAAGCUCAGAGAAUGUCUUCCUCUUAUAAUAUUCCUACGCAAUAGGCUCAAAAACGCACUGACUGGAGAUGAGGUAAAGAAAAUAUGCAUGCAGCGCUUCAUCAGAGUGGAAAACAAGAUUCGUACAGAUAUCACAUACCCUGCUGGAUUCAUGGAUGUUAUCAGCAUUGAGAAGACAAGUGAGCAUUUCCGCCUCAUCUAUGACACCAAGGGUCGUUUUGCUGUUCACUGUAUUACAGAAGAGGAGGCAAAGUACAAACUGUGCAAAGUGAGGAAGAUUUUUGUGGGUACAAAGGGAAUCCCACACUUGGUGACUCAUGAUGCUCGAACCGUUCGUUACCCAGAUCCACUCAUCAAGGUGAAUGACACAGCAGUGAUUAAUUUAAGAACAGGCAAGAUAACCGACUUCAUCAAAUUUGACACUGGCAAUGUGUGUAUGGUGAUUGGUGGAGCAAAUCUUGGCCGCGUUGGUGUGAUCACCAACAGAGAAAGACAUCCUGGUUCUUUUGAUGUUGUGCACGUGAAGGAUGCCAACAGCCACAGCUUUGCCACCAGGCUCUCCAACACUUUUGUCAUCGGCAAAGUACUUCCCACGAGGGCAACCAGGACCAGCAUAAACUUCAUGAACUGGUGGUACAUAGUCCUCACAAAAAAGGAAGCUGAUGGAUGUCACCGCUAA